AUGAGUACCGUGAAAGUUAUUUCUGAAACACCUGCUGACAAAGAAAAGAAAGCCGACUUGGAGACCCUCGAUACAGUUCUCGAAGUAAACGAAGCUAUUGGAAGUGAGAUUUUCAAUCGACCCGUUGAAGAAAAUGAUAUCGAAGAGAUUCCACCAAACAUAUUUAGUCUAAAAGACAUAUUAGAACCAUUAACUCUGCAAUCUUUGAAUAAUGCAAUUUACGAACUCGGCAUUGUUAAUUUGUGUUGGCCCGAAAUCACAGAACCCGUGUUUGAGACCAGAACUUGUUUCCCAAAAAGCUAUUACACCAAUAAUAAUAAGGAAAGGCUCAUUUUGGCCUACGCGGAAAAUUUUCGACGUCAGUUUCAGUUUCAUUAUAAAUUACGGAAACCACUUUUGUUACAGGCGCCAAAUGAGUGCGGUUUACAGAAAAUGGUAUGCACCACUAUUCGUCCAACAAAGCUGUGCUACGCUGAUACAAACACAUGGCAAGGAGUGGCAGAAUUUAUGUCGGACUAUUUCGACUUCGAACCGCUCAACAAACCAAUGCUGCACAACAAAGAAAAAAUGUACGCAAAUUUGGCUACACAUAUCACAAGUGAACGCUUACUGGCGACGAAAUAA
Molecule: messenger RNA, 624 nt
Organism: Pieris macdunnoughi
Lineage: Eukaryota; Metazoa; Arthropoda; Insecta; Lepidoptera; Pieridae
Source: the annotation of a GenBank genome assembly